AUGACUAUGCCUGUUGGACCAGUGCUACUGCAGGAACCGAAGAAGAAGACGACAGCUGUGCUGCUCCGUCGCUUAUCAUCCAUUGUCUCUUAUACAGCACUUAGGAGCUAUCACACUGAUAUACCAGUACCUGAUUUCAACGAGUAUAGAAAAGAAAGUACUAGAGAUCACAGAGAACCAUCUAAUGACUUGAGUCGUAAAGCAUUUACAUAUAUGGUGUUAGGAGGUGUGGGGCGUGGUAGUGCUCAUGCUACCAAAAGCACUGUGGUGGACUUCUUAUCAACACUGUCAGCAUCAGCAGAUGUACUUGCUCUAUCUAAAAUAGAAGUCGAUUUGUCUGUCAUUCCAGAAGGUAAAAAUAUAGUUGUCAAAUGGAGAGGGAAGCCCCUGUUUGUGCGUCAUCGUACCCAGGAAGAAAUCGAUCUUGCACGUGAUAUAGAUAUCACAACUCUUCGUGAUCCACAGCAUGACGAUGAUCGUGUUGUACGUCCGGAGUGGUUAAUCCUGAUGGGUGUAUGUACUCAUUUAGGUUGUGUCCCCAUUGCUAAUGCUGGUGACUUUGGAGGAUAUUUUUGUCCCUGUCAUGGGUCACAUUAUGACACCUCUGGUCGUAUCAGGAAAGGUCCCGCCCCCCUUAAUUUGGAGGUACCACCUUAUGAAUUUAACGAUGAAACUCUAGUUGUAGGGUAA
Gigantopelta aegis is the source of this 690-nucleotide messenger RNA. RefSeq names its product cytochrome b-c1 complex subunit Rieske, mitochondrial-like. Gene Ontology annotation, molecular function: quinol-cytochrome-c reductase activity; 2 iron, 2 sulfur cluster binding. The record is from RefSeq and is a predicted model, not a curated record. Lineage: Eukaryota; Metazoa; Mollusca; Gastropoda; Neomphalida; Peltospiridae. Gene Ontology annotation, biological process: mitochondrial electron transport, ubiquinol to cytochrome c. Gene Ontology annotation, cellular component: membrane.